AUGCGCAUAGAUAGUGAAAAUGGAGAUGAUCAUGGGAGGUGGCUAGCAGCGGUAACAUGGUGUGGUAGCAAUGAUGACGAGCAGAAACGGCACGAGCAGCGGAGUUUGAGCUUAAAGUGUCUUCGGUCUGUGGUAAUAUUUGUGGUAAUAUUUGGGUAUGAAGAUCCUCUCACAGCUACAUUUUUAUCCAAGUUCUUAAGUGGUGAUCCCAAGUUGCUAAAGGUGUUGAAAUUGGAUGGAGCUGAAUUGGACAACAUCCCAAAGCAUGUCUUCAAACUAUUUCAUCUCAAGUAUCUUAAUCUCAAGGGAACUAGAGUUAAAAUUAUUCCAAAAUCUAUUGGGAAGCUUCAAAACCUUGAACUUAUAAAUCUGACAAGAACCAAUGUAACAGAGUUGCCUGUGGAAAUUCUAAAGCUAAGAAAACUCCGUUCUCUUUUGAUAGGCGGAUUGGGAGAUUAUUCAAAUGAGUAUGCAAUUUGGGGCUGUAAAUGUCCACUUGGAAUUGGAAAGCUUAUUUGCUUGGAAAAUCUGACUAAUAUAGAAGCAGAUAGUGAUAAAAUAGUAAGGGAGAUUGGAAACCUCAUGCAGCUGCAGCGAUUAUGGAUCACAAAGCUGAGAAGAGAAAAUGGAAAAGAGUUGCUCUCGUCCCUCUUGAGGCUGACCAACCUUCAAGAAUUGGUCAUCUCCUGUAUUGAAGAAGAUGAGACCCUUGAUCUCCAACAUUCCAUCUCUCCAAAGCUUGAAUUCCUCACAUCUCUGAGAUUGAAGGGGCGUUUAGAGAGAGUACCGCAAUGGGUGACAUCACUUCAAUCCUUGAGAACCUUACGGUUGGACAAUAGUAGGUUGAGAGAAGAUGAGAAUGUAAUAGGCUCCCUCGGACAUUUGUCCAAUCUGAUAACACUUACUCUCCGUUGUGCUUAUGAAGGGGAGACAAUAUGUUUCAAGGUUGGAGGAUUUCAAAAACUCCAGCGCUUAGAGCUUGUGCAAUUAACAAGACUGAAAUGGGUGAGAGUGGAAGAGGAAUCAAUGCCUAGUCUGAGAAAUCUGCAAUUAAUUGGUUGUAAACUGAUGCAGGAGUUGCCUACGGGCAUCCAAAACUUGACCGGACUUCAAUUUCUUGGGUUCUUUGAUAUGUCUGAUGAGCUAAUGCACAAAGUACAGAUUUGGAUUACUUCUUUGUUUUUGGGUCAAUCCAUAUUUUUGUUUCUUCUGCCUUUUGCAAGUGUGGUCCAAGUAGGGCGAGUCAAGUAG
This is a messenger RNA of Coffea eugenioides, 1251 nucleotides long. Its product is annotated as disease resistance protein RPM1-like. NCBI's taxonomy places the organism in Eukaryota, Viridiplantae, Streptophyta, Magnoliopsida, Gentianales, Rubiaceae. Gene Ontology annotation, molecular function: protein binding. The transcript is spliced from 2 exons. The record is from RefSeq and is a predicted model, not a curated record. Bases 1 to 1251 code for a protein of 416 amino acids.